Molecule: messenger RNA, 1745 nt
Organism: Eleginops maclovinus (Patagonian blennie)
Lineage: Eukaryota; Metazoa; Chordata; Actinopteri; Perciformes; Eleginopidae
Product: B box and SPRY domain-containing protein-like
Exons: 1
Coding region: 135-1745 (536 amino acids)
Molecular function (GO): zinc ion binding
Source: RefSeq, a predicted model, not a curated record
UCAAGCUCACACACCAGACUCUGAGGAACCAGCAAGGAAAUUUGAGGAUUUAUUGACAAUACAUAUUCUAAAGAUAUUUUUUGUUUGUUUACAAGGGCACCCUGGGCAUUAAAUUCAACAGGCAUUUUGAAAACAUGUCUGACAAUCUAAAAAAGAAUCCAAACGUUAUCCUCUGCGACAUGUGCCCAGAGGAGGACAGGAAACCAGCACGGAAGACCUGCAUGAAAUGUGAGAUCUCCAUGUGUGUCCAGCACCUCCAAACCCACCUGACCUCUCGUGUGUUACUUCAAACACACCCUCUGACCGAACCACUGGCCUUGGAGCACUCAGGCUUAAACAGUACUAAAUGCCCCCAACAUGGCAAGCUCUUGGAGUACUACUGCUUGGAUGACAUGACCUGUGUGUGUGUUUCCUGCGCCAUUGAAGACCAGCACCACCUUCACAACAUGAAGACGUUCUCCACGGCCCACAAAGAGCUCAAAGAGAAGCUCAAUGUAGAGCAGCAGGGUUUACUGGUGAAAACUAGUGAAGAUUAUGUGAAUCUGGGAAAGUGGGAGAAGAGUGAAAGAGAGAAAAUUAGUGGCUCCAGUGUGCGUCUCAUUGAAGCUGUGACCAGCCUGCGUGAUAUCGCCCUGAUCAGCGUCCAGAGUUCAGUCUCUGCCCGUAUGGUGUCCAUCAAAACCAGCAAGAGCAGCAUGCAAGCAGCACAGACGGAGAAGGACACCUUCAGAUUCCUGCAGAUGUAUUCUCAGGUGCAUCAGGAUGUGGAGAAGGCCAUGGCUGCGGAUCUGAGAAAAGGGUUGGAGCCUGGCAGUGACCGAGACAAACUGGUUAAGGAGAUAAGAGAGAAUGGUGAAAAAAUUGUGAAGCAAGCCAGCCACUUCUGGGGAUCCCUGGUCAUCCUGGUUGACCCAGAGAACCAUCAGGAGCUCGUUGCUACUAAAUCUGACCUGAUAUUUGACCAAAAGAAUCUGGGCCCUGGCAUGUCUCUGUCCGAAGACAAAAAGAAGGUUUUCUACAGUAAUUGGCUGGGGGGAAGCUCUACCUGCAUGUUUCCCAUUCAAGGUAUACAGUCCGGUGAAAACUUUGAGGGAUGGGUGACCAGCCUUUCGGAACACUGUGACUGGACCAUUGGUUUAUGUGACAAAAAUAACGCAAAGGCGUUGACAGAUAGAGAAGUCUAUGCCCUGUGCUGCAAAGGUAACCAGCUCAGCUUUCUCACGACACAGUAUAAUGAGCGGUAUGUAAUGAGGACUAAAACUAACAGACGGGGGAUCAAUAAAUCUUCUUAUUCUUGGAACAACCAGCACGUUUUCAGUCAGGCGGUUGACCCUUCAGGUAACAAUACAGCAAACCCAUUGGCCCGGCCGCAAAAAGUGGAAGUGGUGUUUGACUUUCCUAACUUAACGUUCUUCAGUGUCAGCCAAUACCAGAGAAGGAAAAUAGUCACAAUAACAGUGAGUCCUGUAAGCCCGUACCUAAACCCUUUUGUUUGCUUGGAAGUAGAAGAAUCACAGAAGGUCUUAGAACAUUUAAGAGCAAGACCACACGAGGCAUAUUCUCUUUCAAUUCGACAACAUUGCCAAAAGCAAUGGAGAUGCUCAUGUGGGAGGCUUUACAAUGAGACCGAUGAUGCAUACAAUUGUGGCGGGCAAAUUUACCCAAAGGUUUCCCAGGCCACAUGUGUUUGUGGGGCAGUUAUCGGUCCCCCACACAUCACAGAAAUGCUUUGUGAACUUCAGUAA